Messenger RNA from Lindgomyces ingoldianus, 437 nucleotides. RefSeq lists its product as uncharacterized. NCBI's taxonomy places the organism in Eukaryota, Fungi, Ascomycota, Dothideomycetes, Pleosporales, Lindgomycetaceae. The transcript has a single exon. The record is from RefSeq and is a predicted model, not a curated record. Bases 98 to 400 code for a protein of 100 amino acids.
UCUUUUUUCAGGCGUGUAUAUCUUCAAAAAGUGCGCACUUCAAUUGUAGUUUUACCCAUCGGACCGUGCUUUCCUCUAGUUUUCGGUAUGACCAUGCAUGUUCCAGAGUCUCCUGUCCACUAGUCACUCGUCAACGCCUGUCAGUCUUUUUCUAGGAAACGAGGAGUUCUGGGUUUGGGCGUUUGGAUACCCAUGGGAUUUUCGUUUCUCAUGGAUCCUAUAUGGCAACAGGUUUAUGAGAGUUUUGGCGAGUUUGACCUCUUGUUUCUGCUUCGUUUUACUUCUGGCCCUGCAAGCUUUUUUUUACUUCUUCUGGUGGACGGUGGCAUGUGGCUUAUUUUGGUUUGUUUGCUUUGAGCAAGGUGGGGGUUUGGUGCUUUAUUUAGUCUUAAAACUGUAGAUAUUUGAAACAUCAUUGAUUUUGGAGUUUCGAACUA